AUGAAUUUUGAAUUUGAGAGGGAGAUUGGGUUUAUAAACAGCCAGCCGUCGCUCGCCGAGUGUCUGACUUCCUUCCCCGCUGUCUUGGAGACAUUUCAAACUUCAUCAAUCAAGGAGUCGACAUUAAUUCCUCCUCCUCCUCCUUUCGAGCAAACCUUCCCCAGCCUCCAGUCCGGCGCCUCCACCCUUCAGAGACCCAGGAGCCAAAAGCGAGCCGAAGAUGGGCCUGCUCUGCCGCCGCCACCGCUGCCGCUCCCCACUGCCCCCCCAGCUCCCGAGUUCCCUUGGAUGAAAGAGAAGAAAUCCGCCAAGAAACCCAGCCAAUUCGCCACGUCUCCUUCCCCGGCCGCCUCCGCGGUCCCGGCCUCCCGGGUCGGAUCGCCUGCAGAUGGCCUGGGACUGCCAGAGGCUGGUGGCGGCGGGGCGCGCAGGCUGCGCACGGCUUACACCAAUACUCAGCUGCUGGAACUGGAGAAGGAAUUUCACUUUAAUAAGUACCUGUGCCGGCCACGCCGCGUCGAAAUCGCGGCCUUGCUGGACCUCACCGAAAGGCAGGUUAAAGUCUGGUUCCAGAACCGGCGCAUGAAGCACAAGCGGCAGACGCAGCACCGAGAGCCGCCCGAUGGGGAGCCUGCCUGUCCCGGCGCCCUAGAGGACACUGGCGACCCUGCUGAGGAGCCCGCGGUCAGCCCGGGCGGCCCCUCCGCCUCGCGGACGGCUCGGGAAGCCUGUCCUCACCCGCCGGAGGUGGUGCCGGGGACCCUGAGCGCCGCGGACCCCCGGCCUUUAGCCGCUCGCUUAGAGGGCACGGGCGCGCCGAGCCCCGGCUGCGUGCUGCGCGGGUCGGGCGGCCAGGAGCCGGGGCCAUUGCCAGAAGACGUCUUCACACAGCGCCAGGAUUCGCCUUUCCUUCCCGACCUCAACUUCUUCGCGGCCGACUCCUGUCUCCAGCUGUCCGGAGGCCUCUCCCCUAGCCUACAGGGUUCUCUCGACAGCCCGGUCCCCUUUACAGAGGAAGAUCUGGACUUCUUCACCAGCACGCUCUGUGCCAUCGACCUGCAGUUUCCCUAACCGGUUUCCUCCUCCCGGCCCUUUCGACCCCCGCGCUCCUUGGCAGUCUGGAAAAAUUGAGCCUCUCCCACCCCCAGUCGCAUAGACUUUUGUGUUUUGUUAAAAUUCAGGUAUUACUGAAUUAGCGUUUAAUCCACUCCCCUUCUUCUUCUAAAAUAUUGGGCGCUCGGGCAUCUUUUAAAAUUCAAACAAAAAUUCCGUUUGGUAGACUCCUUCCAAUGAAAUCUCAGGAAUAAUUAAACUCUAGGGGGACUUUCUUAAAAAUAACUAGAGGAACCUAUUUUCCUCUUUUUAUGUUUUAGACUGUAGAUUAUUUAUUAAAAUUCUUUAAUAAUAGGAAAAGGGGAAAGUAUUUAUUGUACAUUAUUUUCAUAGAUUAAAUAAAUGUCUUUAUAAUAC
Callithrix jacchus (white-tufted-ear marmoset) is the source of this 1470-nucleotide messenger RNA. RefSeq names its product homeobox B2 (gene HOXB2). The record is from RefSeq and is a predicted model, not a curated record. Gene Ontology annotation, biological process: regulation of transcription by RNA polymerase II. Gene Ontology annotation, molecular function: DNA-binding transcription factor activity, RNA polymerase II-specific; RNA polymerase II cis-regulatory region sequence-specific DNA binding. Gene Ontology annotation, cellular component: nucleus. Lineage: Eukaryota; Metazoa; Chordata; Mammalia; Primates; Cebidae.